Sorex fumeus (smoky shrew) is the source of this 4014-nucleotide messenger RNA. RefSeq names its product pleckstrin homology and RhoGEF domain containing G7 (gene PLEKHG7). The transcript is spliced from 17 exons. Gene Ontology annotation, biological process: Rho protein signal transduction. The record is from RefSeq and is a predicted model, not a curated record. Lineage: Eukaryota; Metazoa; Chordata; Mammalia; Eulipotyphla; Soricidae. Gene Ontology annotation, molecular function: guanyl-nucleotide exchange factor activity. The coding region runs from base 219 to 2462 and encodes 747 amino acids.
UCCUCUUUGCAGCUAGCAUCAGGUUUACCUGCACUUGGCCAAGGGGGGUCCAGUGUUACGGGUUUGGACUACACACCUCAGCUGCAGUUCACUCAAGGUUCACUUGCUGACUCCCAGCUCAGGGGACCCACCUGGACAAUGCCACCUGCAGAGACAGACCAGCCCACAGAUUCCACAGGCUCGUCCUCAUUGAAGAUGCAAGAUCAUCCUUGCUGAAGAUGCAACAACUUAAUUGCAAUUAUUCUCUGGAAAAGGACAAUGAUACAGCAGAUAAAGAGGAACACUUGAAUGCAGAAAAUAAACCUCAGUGUGGUCCAGAGAACAACUCUUACGAUAUCACACAGAAACUCUCAGCAACAAAGCCUCUGAGAUGCACAGAGCAAAUGGAAACUACCUACACAAAGGGCCAACCCCAAAGCUGCCAGGACUCUCCUCAGUCCACCACGAAGAGCCUGUCUAAGAAACAUUAUGAGUACCAAGGGAAUCUUCUCCACUUUGAUCGGCAAGCCCCAGGCCGCAUUUCCACCUCUCCCACUUUGAGGAGAUUAAGAGGCAAUGGCAAUGGAACUCUGCGUGCUCUAUCUCAGCGACAGGCUUUAGAAGCAUCCACUUGGAAGGAGGCUCCAGGAUCCCCAUGUUACUUUUCCAAUGGUGUACCUGGACUACCAAAGGAAUCUUCCCAAUUCCAGUCAACCCAGAGACGUUUGCCUCUGGAUGCUGAGAGGGUCCUCAGUGCAGCUGACUCAGUGGCACCCCAGAUGAGGCCCAAUGAUGAGCAGGAGCUUCCUAACCUUCAUGCUACGGAUGCUCAACCUCUUCCUCAGGCUCCUUGUCCAGAGAGACAAGGCCCAUCAUGGCCCGGCCUUAUUCAAAAGACCCCUGGUCCUCAGCGAGAAGAAUCGCAACCAUCCAGGUUCUAUGAGCACCGACGAAGCUCUGUGGUGCUCAACCUCCCUGGACUUGAAGUGUUCCCGGGGGACCUCCUAGUGUCAGACGGAGCUGCCGAUUACCUGUGCCACCCGCUGCUGCUGCUGAAUUCAGAAUCCAAGAAGCCAAGAUGGCCUUUCUCCAGGAAAGAUGUGCAUGGGAAAGACAAGCACAAGCACUUAGCAGAUCUGGAAAACUGCCUCUCCUCAUUGAAGAUUACAGACUUCAGGAGCUUUGAAUUCCUUGGACUGAAGGAUAAGUCCUGGAAUGAAGUCAUGGAAACCCAUGGAAAAUUUCCUACUGAUCAACUAGAUUUGAGAAAGCAGCAAGAGGCCAUGUGGGAACUUUUCACCAGUGAAUGCACUUAUUUCUUGGACCAUUUAUUAGUUAUGAAGAUGAUCUUCAUGAAUACACUAAAGUAUUUGCACACUCGUGACUAUCUUCUGGAUGUGGAUUUAUGGAGACUUUUUGCAAAUCUGGAAGAGUUAAGUCAGACUAGCUUCGGUUUUGUGACAAGUCUUUUUGGCAUCAUCAAGGACUAUUUCGACACUUCUGAGACUUCACCAUUGGUGGAUUUCACUUCGGUGCUCACAAAGUAUUUCCAAGGAAGCCUGUGUCAGAGCCACCAGACCUACUGCCUGAAUUACUCGGCUGCCGUCUUUUACCUGGAAAGCCUGAGGCAGAGAGAGGACUUCAGAAUUUAUUUAAAAUGGUGUGAGCAAAACGAACAGUGUAGGCGGCUUCACCUUCCAGAGCUCCUAGUGGCCCCACUCCACCGACUAACUCGGUACCCCUUACUACUGAAGAAUAUCUGGAAAAGGAGCACAGACUCUACAGAGAAAGUUAUGGUCUACUCCAUCAAAGAGAAGGUGGAAAAGUCAAUCCGAGAUCUUGAAGGAAAAGUGAAGUGGCUUGACAAUUACCAAAAAUGUAGACACCUGCAGGAGAUUAUAGUGUGGCCUCCUCUCUGGGAGAGAGAUAAAAGGUUUUUCAUUCCAGAGUGCUUGAAACACGUUUUUAAAGAAUACAUGGCCGAAAACAUCUUGUCACCAACCAACAGACACCUUCUCUAUGAGGGAAAAUUAACACUGGCAGAAAACACAAGAUUCCUAGAUGUUUAUCUAUUUCUCUUUGAUGAUUUCCUCUUAGUUACGAAAACCAAGCGCAACAAAAAGAAAACUGGAGGCUUAGACCUCAGUUCAGUGUGCCCUUCACUUACUCCUGAGCUGCUAAAUGUAAUUAAAGAAGGUGGUUCAUGCACAGUACUAGACCAGCCCAUUCCAUUAGACAGACUGGUACUUCGAAGUAUUGAAACUCUCCAUGUGUCAGCCUUUGGGCUGAGAAAUGCUUUUCUUAUACAGCAUGAAAACAGAUAUCGGCAGUGUAUAGCAGCAUUCUUAUUACAAGCACAGACGGAAAACAUCAAAAAAAUAUGGAUGACACAAAUAACAGAAGCAAUCUCUCGCUUCUUCAAGAAUAAGGAAAUGAAGAAAAUAUCUUACUUCACAUUGCCUGCAGAAUCCUCUGAAAUUUAGAAGUCUGAAAUAGAUGGUAUAUCCUCUUUUAGAUAUUAGGGAUUUAAGAUAUUCUUUCAUUCCAACAUUUGUAACACUUAUCUUUUGAUUAAGAUGCAGGGAAAUAUGCAAUUAAAAAGAAUUCCAGAAUUUGAAACUUUGAGCUAAACAGUAAUAAUGACUGGAAUAAAUUUGAACUCCACAGAAUUUUUCAACAGUCUAAACUAAUAUCCAGAUGGCCUCGUAAUGUUCCAAUCAGGUUGCAACAUGUGAAAGAACCACAUGGUACUGUUAUGGUUGAUAAAGAAUGACUGAUCUGAAAAAACAUGAGGAGAAGAAAAGUCCGCUGUGUCCAAUAUGAGUUCCAGCAUCUUUGUGUAUUUCUUUAAUGAAAUCAAUUUUGCUACAUGGCUUAUAAACCAGACUUACAGCUUUGCAGUCUACCUCACACAGUGAUAUUCUUUUAAUACAAAGCUUGGUUUGCCCUUUUAAUAUAGUAAUCAAUAAAUAAGGCAUACAUUUUAAUAGCAACUUAAAAAUUCUUCACUAGUUUAUCUCAAGCAUGCUUUGUAAUUUUCUACUGUAGAAAAUCCCAAGGUAUAAAUUUUAUAAAGAAAAAACAAAAAUGUUCCAGCUUCAUCAAUUAUAUAUUUACAUGACAUUUUCAGAGAAAUCAUAAGAUCUUUCUUUUAACAUCAUCUUUAAAGAAAGAUGGAUAAAACUACUUCCUGGAUACUAACUGGUGUGUUUGGGGAAAAUCGUCACUAAAUUUUAUUUGAAAGGACUUGAAACUUCAUUAGAAAUUUUAUCAAAAAAAAAAAAACAACCAAACACAUUUCCAGGGCCCAGUGGGCUUAAGCGCAUGUUUUUGCAUGUGGGAGACACAUGUUUGAAUAUCAUCACAGCACAGUUCCCUGAGCACCACCAAGUGACUCAUGAACAGCACCAGAGCAUUGCUGGGUAUGCAUCUUCCCUCCAAAAAGUCAAUGUGCAGCCCAGGGAAAAAGCUCAAUUGAUUGGUGAGCAUGCUUUGCAUCCAGAAGAAACAUUUUUAACCCUUAUAUUCAUGCUUAUGGUGCCCAAAGCAUUACUAGGAGCAAUUCCCAAGCACUGAGCCAGGUGUGGCCUCAAAACUUAAAACACUGAAAAAGACCAUUUACAUUUUUAUAUCAUAAUAAAAUAAUACUGUUAACGUUGAAGGAAUCAGGUUUCAUCAGACAGAAGUCUACAAAUUGCAAUUUUCGUUAGGAUUAUCACAAUGGAAUUAGUAAAUGUAUCAACUUGAGCCGCAUGACAAAUAGUAUCUUAACCUCUGGGAUACUGAAAUGGGAUAAAGACAAGGGUGCUUGGGGAAGUCAUAUGCACAAUUAGCUCUUAUAGAAUAUGCAAAUCUCACCAUGAAAACCAGGCAGUACAGACAAGUGCAUCAGAAAGGCUCCCAAGCAAAAACCACAGACCAUCCAAACCCAGGGUUACAAUCCCCUUAUAAUUAGACAUCAGAAAAUCAAAGGCAAAUAUGGAAAGCAGUAACUAUUGUUAGUGUCUGGUAACAAAUGAGGUGGGGAAAGGCAAA